Messenger RNA from Liolophura sinensis, 3999 nucleotides. Its product is annotated as RNA 3'-terminal phosphate cyclase-like protein. Gene Ontology annotation, molecular function: RNA endonuclease activity. The transcript is spliced from 9 exons. Lineage: Eukaryota; Metazoa; Mollusca; Polyplacophora; Chitonida; Chitonidae. Gene Ontology annotation, cellular component: nucleolus. The record is from RefSeq and is a predicted model, not a curated record. Bases 53 to 1177 code for a protein of 374 amino acids. Gene Ontology annotation, biological process: ribosome biogenesis; endonucleolytic cleavage of tricistronic rRNA transcript (SSU-rRNA, 5.8S rRNA, LSU-rRNA).
CUACACGUGGGUUAGUUGACCAAAGGCAGAGUCUACGCAACUGUCAACUGAAAUGGCAGCAGAUAUCUUAAUUUACGAAGGCUGUAACUUUUUUAGACAAAGACUCAUAUUGGCUACGUUAAGUGGCAAAACAGUGAAGAUCAAGAAAAUAAGGGCCAAGGAUGAUAAUCCAGGACUGAGAGACUUUGAAGCAAGCUUCAUUCGACUGCUGGAUAAGGUGACCAAUGGAUCAAAGAUCGUUGUGAGUGAAACAGGCACAUGUUUAUUGUACCAGCCUGGCCUGUUGAUUGGAGGAAAUGUGGAUCAUGACUGUAACUUGAAGCGAGCAAUUGGUUACUACCUGGAAGCACUCCUCUGCUUAUCUCCCUUUACCAAGGAACCUCUCCAUGCCGUGCUAAAGGGAAUAACCAAUGAUCAAACAGAUCCUUCUGUUGAUCUUAUCAAACUGUCCAUGUUGCCUGUGCUCAAGCGAUUUCUCGGAACCGAUGAAGGCUUGGAGUUAAAGGUUAGUCGCAGAGGGGCAGCCCCUGAUGGGGGAGGAGAGGUUGUUUUUACUUGUCCAUGUCGACAGAAACUUCGCCCCAUACAGCUGACAGAGCCAGGCAAAGUUAAGAGGAUAAGAGGAAUAGCUUGGGCCACCAGAGUAUCUCCAGCUAUAGCCAACAGGAUUGUGGACUCAACCAGAAGCAUUUUGAAUAAAUGCCUACCAGAUAUUUACAUCUACACUGACCACCACAAGGGAAGUCAAUCUGGGAGGAGUCCUGGGUUUGGGCUGACCUUGGUAGCAGAGACAACAAAUGGAGUGUUUUUGAGUGCAGAAUCUGCAUCAAAUCCUAAAGGUUCCGAAAAUGGAGUUACAGUUCCUGAAGACCUAGGCAAAAAUACAGCCCUUUUACUUCUGCAAGAAAUAUAUAAGGGAGGCUGUGUAGACACGACUGGUCAGAGCAUGGCAGCUCUGUUCAUGGUUCUCGGUCAGCAAGAUGUGUCCAAGCUUCUAAUUGGUCAGCUCACUCCUUACACGAUCCAGUAUCUGCGCCACAUUCGUGACUUUCUACAGGUCAUGUUUAAAAUGGAUGUCCAGAGAAAGGACGAGGAAGAUACCCAAACAGGAGGAGACAACCUACUUCUGACAUGUGUGGGUGUCGGAUACUCCAAUAUCAGCAAGCGCAUUCUUUAACAACGGGCAUCCCAUUGUUUUUGAAUUUUGAACUUGAAAAAUGACAUUGAUUCAUAAGCUAUCAGCUGAUCAUAAUUGCCAUCGCAGCAUAUGUUAAAGACAUGUGUUGUUAUGGUAAUUACAUUUCACUUAGGCUGUAAUGGAGGACUUUUGAAUUCGUGACACAGUUUUCAUCUUGCUCCUACAUUUAUCUGCAUACCAAUAUGUGAGCAAAUUCAUCAAUAUUCAUCUGGACUGAUGAAAUCGGUGAAAUCACCAAUGAAGUGACUGUGUAUGUCAAGAAGUUGGCAGAUACUUUUAUAUAUGGACUAAUGAAACGCUGUUUACGACGGUAAUUCCAUUUUGUGGUUUUUAAAAUAACUCUUCACCACAUCUUUUUGUUUAUCAAUAUUGUUCUAUGAUUUUCAUCGUAAAUCUGUUUAUAUACAUAUUUCUAGCAUAUCUGCCAAAUACAUACUGCACAGAGAAUAGAGACGUUGACUGCAUGUAUCGUACCGUAUAUGCAGUGAAGUUUUUCAUGAGAACCAACACUGUUGUCGAAUAGUAACACCAUAGCAUUCAGCAGGGUUGUUCCAUCUACAGGGAGGAUAGGUUGGUAGCACUGACAGUUUAAUCUUAUGAAAACAAACUAUACGACAUCAUCAGCAUAAAGCUGUGCAAUCCACACAUAGGUCAGUAUGUUUAACUUGAGGGCAGAUUACUUACACUCGCUGUCAGAUCUAUGUACACUUAGAAACUACCAAGUAUAAACAAAAGCCACAGCAAAAUUCUACGGAUACAUGUUAAUUUAUUUACUUUGAUUUUUCAUCGAAAUUUUCAUGUUCAUUCAAAAUUGUCCAGUCUUUAUCAUUUUAUGUGGUAAAUAAUAAAGUGUUUUCCAGUGCCCACACAAACACCCUACCUCUUUAUCCAAUGUUUGUAUAAUACGCUGGAGGCUCAAAUAUAUGGUGACAUGGGCAAGUAAGUGUGAGAAAUAUCCAAGCCUGCAGGCCUUCAUCCCGGACUUCAUGUUAUCAGUGACGGCACAAAGCAGUUGAGCUAGCUGAGAAUCUCUAGCUGGUAACAUCCUGUUUAUGAUGGCCGUCUGUCAAUCUCUUUUUAGUUUUAUUUCCACAUCUCAACACUCCUGUCUGAAAUCUUCUCGCAAAUAAAAGACUUAAAUGUAUGAAAAUCACCCAACAACCAACAUGAACAUAUCACAUGCCAAAUGCGGGAUUCUCAUUGGUUCUCGACAUGUGGACCCUCUAGUUCUUUAAAGUUGACUCUUCCAUGGAGCGAUCAGUGCAAGAGAAGUGUAAUUAAAAUAAAGGGGUGAAUAGGUAGUCUGAAAAACGAAAGGGAGUAAAAACGGUAUAUUAGGGUAAAAUACAUGUGAACAAACUGUUGUGUUAGAAUAGAAUGAAGCCAUUAUUUCUUAAUAUCUGAUGUUCACAGCCGCACUGCGUCUUCAUAUACCAUCCACAUAAACUGCUGGAAUACGAAUGAAAAAUGAUCUUCAUCUUACUUUGAUUACACUGGCUGAAUGUCAGUAUCUAUGGAUAUCAGUCGCAGUGGGCGGCUUCAGUGGCCUGAUGAUUAGAGCAUCUGUCUCCCAGUCAGGAGACCUGGAAUCAAACCCGGGUCAGGUCAUACCACAGACUUGAAUAAUUUUACUUGUUGUAGCCUGAAAAUCCGCUCUAAGGAUAACUUAUAUUUACUGAUACACAGAGACCGCUUCCACCCUUAGCCCGGACGAUGUGUGCACACGAUAACGACAUAUCCAUAUUCAGCUACCCUAUUGGCAAAGCUUGAUGUAUACGCAAUACUUAUACUUAUAUCCAAAUCCACUUAAUACAUGGCUUAUCAGCAAGGUAAGACAUUUAUGCACAUUUUGCAACCGUUGACACUGGCCCUUACUUGAUAUUUCCUCAGAAAUAUUAGAAGAAGGUCUACUUUGAGCUACUCACCACGUGAUGCUGUCUACCCGAUUGACCUAAAUUGGUACGUUAAUCACGUUGAGGUCUAUUGAGAAUCUGACAUCAUGCAAACAUGUAUCUCAAUUCCAUUCUAUAGAACAGCUCAGCAGGCAAGGAUGGACCAUGGUGUUGUUUUAAAAGCUAAUUGUUGAGUGAAGUAGAAAUAUGAAGGGCCAGAUUCUUUUAAAAUGGCAAGAAAUUGACGCUGUGACUGCAAGUUUUUUUUUUCUCUUCAAAAUCCAAACGUCAACCACAUGAGUUACCUUGGAUAGCAUGGAAUACCACUGGUAUAUGCCACAGAAUUGGAUAAAAAUUGUCCAGGAGACCAUGAAAUUGUGCACGAAUGUAAUUCACUUGACUUCUGUCAUUGACACGUAUGUGUUUUCUUGUAUUUUCGUUCCGCCGAAUUAGUCGGCAGAAGGCUCUGUUCCCAUAUCCAUGUUUUACUAUGGACAGCUCCUCGGCUGUGAACUAGACCUUACAUAAUAUUAAAAGUUCACAGCCGAUUUUUUGGCUAUACUUACUGCUGCCUCGCUAGGCACUCAGCACAUUUCCCUGCUGAGAUUAGAGCAGGGAAACCAGACUGGUUGGCCCAGUGUCAGUAUAAUGUGUCUUGGUGGGGUGUCAUGUCUGGUGUCUUCGGCAUGAUACGUCAGUUGCAGCAGCACUUUGGAGGCAUGGACUGGCUGUACCACAAGAAGACAGAAUGUAUAUGUACACACACCUAAUGAUGACCCAUCAUCAUAGGACUGAGGAAAUGUAUGAUGUAAAACCCCAAACGUACAUACAUACAUACAUCCAUACAUAAUCUGUAAUUACCCAGUAAACCUUGUCUAACAAAUAGUUUAAAACAUUUUGUUAAAAUGA